CCAAUCAUAUAGCUACGUUUAUGAAUACGAAUUAUUAGCCAAUCAUCUUUCGGAGGCGGGGUUGCGUCCACCUCCACGCGCGUGUUGACGUACGGAGAACGCGGGAGUCGUGAUGGCGGAAGACUCGAGUAUAAACUCAGCAGAAGGAGGAAACAGGACAUUUCAGGGGAAGCGUCCACUGAAGAGGAGGCACGAUGGAGACGAGGACGAAGACGAGUCUCUGUCUCCUAAUAAAAAGCUGGACACGGGGGAAGGCCACAGUCAGAAGGUGGCCACACACUACAACUCUCUGCAGGAGUGUGGCCUGGUGGAGCGAAGCAAGAGCCGAAUUGUCCACAUGCGCAACUUUAACAACUGGCUGAAGAGUGUUUUAAUCGGUGAGAUUCUGGACACGGUGCGGCGUAACAGGAGGGAGGUGUGUGUGCUGGAUCUGGGCUGUGGGAAAGGAGGAGAUCUGCUGAAGUGGAGGAAGGGACGGAUCAGCAGGCUGGUGUGUGCAGACAUUGCUGGUGUGUCAGUAGAUCAAUGUCAACAGCGUUACACUGACAUGAAGAAGAGGAGUCACCCUAAUGAACGCAUCUUCACUGCUGAGUUCAUCACUGCUGACUGCUCCAGGGAGCUGCUGAGUGAGAAGCUGAGUGACCCUGAAAUGCAGUUUGAUGUGUGUAGUUGUCAGUUUGUGUAUCAUUACUCGUUCGAGAGCCAGCAGCAGGCCGACACCAUGCUGAGGAACGCCUGCGAGAGGCUCCGCCCCGGGGGAUUAUUUAUGGGAACCACACCCGACGCUUAUGAGCUGGUAAAACGUCUGGAGCAGUCGCCUUCCAACAGCUUUGGGAACGAGGUGUACCGUGUGACGUUCCAGAAGAAAGGUGACUACCCUCUGUUCGGCUGUCAGUAUGACUUCAACCUGGAGGGAGUCGUGGACGUGCCCGAGUUCCUGGUGUAUUUCCCGCUGUUUGUGGAAAUGGCAAAAAAGUACAACAUGCGUCUGGUGUAUAAAAAAACUUUCCACCAGUUCUUUGAGGAGAAGAUAAAAGACGAGAGGAACAAAAGUCUCAUGCAGAGGAUGCAUGCACUCGAGCAAUACCCGGCUGACAGAGGCAGGUUGGUGUGUGAUGGUGUGAAGGAGUAUGAACACGCUGAGAGGAGAAAGAACACCGGGGUCUCACUGCCACUGGGGACGCUGUCCAGGUCGGAGUGGGAAGCUACAAGUAUUUACAUGGUGUUUGUGUUCGAGAAGAUGGUCUGAAGUGAACCUCAAACAUCACCUGGGUUAUUUCUCUCUCUCUCUUUAUCUCUCUCUCUCUCUCUCUCUCUCUCUCUCUAUCUUUCUCUCUCUCUCUCUUUAUCUCGCUUUCUCUCUCUCUCACCUUUUUUUUAAUUCACAAGCUGGGCAAAGCUGCUAAGUUUCCUUUUCACACAUGGCUACUAAAGGGGUGUGUAUGUGUGUGUGUGUGUGUAUGCGUAUAAAACAGCUGUAUGUGCUGUUUUUCAGGCUGUAACUGUGUUUAUCUUGUGAUAAACUGGUACACUGUUGGAUGAAGAUGUAAAAUAAAAGUGUAAAACAUGA
Tachysurus fulvidraco (yellow catfish) is the source of this 1570-nucleotide messenger RNA. RefSeq names its product RNA (guanine-7-) methyltransferase (gene rnmt). Gene Ontology annotation, biological process: 7-methylguanosine mRNA capping. The transcript has 11 exons. The coding region runs from base 113 to 1249 and encodes 378 amino acids. Gene Ontology annotation, cellular component: nucleus. Gene Ontology annotation, molecular function: mRNA 5'-cap (guanine-N7-)-methyltransferase activity. Lineage: Eukaryota; Metazoa; Chordata; Actinopteri; Siluriformes; Bagridae. The record is from RefSeq and is a predicted model, not a curated record.